Molecule: messenger RNA, 1193 nt
Organism: Camponotus floridanus (Florida carpenter ant)
Lineage: Eukaryota; Metazoa; Arthropoda; Insecta; Hymenoptera; Formicidae
Product: toll-interacting protein
Exons: 6
Coding region: 177-1007 (276 amino acids)
Biological process (GO): ubiquitin-dependent protein catabolic process
Cellular component (GO): cytoplasm
Molecular function (GO): ubiquitin conjugating enzyme binding; ubiquitin binding
Source: RefSeq, a predicted model, not a curated record
UCCAACACUGACAGCUGCAUGCGCACAGUCGAUCAGUAAACAUUCUGGACGAUGCAUGUUGCGUGAUUUGACGUAUUCGACGAAUUUCGGAGAAAUUCCGCAUGCGGAACGUCAAUCGCGAUUAGGAUCUCAGUGGGAGAGAUAAUAUCUUAUUUUUUUAAAUAGCCUUUUUCAUCAUGGAUACGGACAGGCCUUUGCACGAGGAUUGGAAGAAACGGGCUUUUGUGGGACCACUACCAGAUAGUUUCUUGAGAAUAGAAGAACGCAAUGCACAGUUGCAGCAAGAAGCAGCGGAUCAACAAGCUGCUCUGGCUCUUCAACAGCAGAUGCAAAGUAUGCCAGUAACUCAUGAUCCACGAGUUGGUAGGCUUAGUGUAACAAUAUCUCAGGCCAAAUUAGUAAAAAAUUAUGGAAUGACAAGGAUGGACCCUUAUGUAAGAUUACGAGUAGGACAUUCAGUAUAUGAGACACAUACAGAUUCAAAUGGUGGAAAAAAUCCACAUUGGAACAAGGUGAUUCAAUGCCUCCUUCCACCUGGAGUUAAUCAAAUAUACAUAGAAAUUUAUGAUGAAUGUUCCUUUGUGAUGGAUGAAUUAAUUGCAUGGGGUCAUAUAGAAAUUCCACCACAAGUUAUUCAGAAGGGAGAAACGCACGAAGACUGGUACAUGCUUAGUGGAAAGCAGGGAGAGAAUCAGGAAGGCAUGAUCAAUUUAGUUUUCAGUUACACGAAUAAAUCUCAUCCAUAUAUGGGUUCCUCUUCAAUAAUGAUGGUUCCUUCUACAACAAUGUUUGGAAUGCCUUAUGCUCCAGUAAAUGUUUAUACAGCACCUCCAGCUAUUGCUACACCAGCAGCUAUACCAAGUUCUUUGCCAAAUGCUGAGGUUGAAUUGAAACAGAUUGCAGAAAUGUUUCCAAAUGUUGAUAAAGAAGUUAUUAAAUCAGUAUAUGAUGCUAAUCAAGGCAAAAAAGAUGUUACAAUUAAUUCGUUGCUUCAAAUGUGUGAAUAAGCCUCAAUUUUUUUAUACAGUUUGCCAUAUGUAAUUUUAUCAUAUACCUUUUGUUGAUAAGUAUUUCUUUGGAAUAUAAUAUACGAAAAUCUAAUUUGUAAUACUUCCAUACGUAAUAAUUAAGAUUAGAGUAUAUUAUUUGAGUACAUGAAAUCAUAUCGUUUUGAAGCAGCAUAUUACUUUUAA